Molecule: messenger RNA, 3258 nt
Organism: Colius striatus (speckled mousebird)
Lineage: Eukaryota; Metazoa; Chordata; Aves; Coliiformes; Coliidae
Gene: TIPIN
Product: TIMELESS interacting protein
Exons: 8
Coding region: 465-1292 (275 amino acids)
Biological process (GO): DNA damage response; replication fork arrest; DNA replication checkpoint signaling
Cellular component (GO): nucleus; replication fork protection complex
Molecular function (GO): DNA binding
Source: RefSeq, a predicted model, not a curated record
CCUUCCGCGGCGUUGCCCGCGCCCGUCGCUCGCCUCAGCGCGGCGAGAAGCGUCCCGGGCCGGGCGGGGGAGAGCCCUGCCCCUCCGCGCCGGCACUGGGGGCUGCGCCGGCGGUGUCUGGGGAGCGAGGCCUCUGCGGCGCCCGGCGGCUCCGUGGCUCUGAAGCUGUGGCCCUGGAGACCGUAGAGAGCUGCUUCGCUUCCCGCCUUCGGCUCUCAGCCUCCGGCGCCCUGAGGGAGAGCUCGCCUCCGGAGGUCAGCUGCUUGGAGUGGCCUUUCGUUACUAAAGCCGCCCGAGAAGCGACUUUGCCUACAAAAGAGCUUUCGCUGAAGCUGUGUUGAGACGGGGCACCCCAAACCCAGGUGUGCUGAAGUCUGGAAGCAGCGUCGCCUAAGGAGCCGGGAAGGGGGAAUUCUCCAGGCUGCGUUUCGAAGUAGGAGUGGGAGAAGAGCUUAUCUGUGGCAAUGAUAGAUCCUUUAGAGAACAACUUGUUUGAUCUUCCUGAUUAUGAGAAUACAGAAGACGAAACGUUUCCACCUCUGCCACCUCCUGCCUCUCCAGGACGAGAUGAUGGUGAUUGGACUCAAGCUAAUGGAGGUGGAAACCAGCAGUCAGAAACAAAGGAUUCUGCUGUGGCUACACGGAAGGCAGUUAAAAGACCAAUGCCUAAACUAGAUGCCCAGAGGUUAAUUUCAGAAAGAGGACUUCCAGCCCUUAGACAUUUGUUUGACAAUGUAAAAUUCAAGGGUAAAGGACACGAGGCAGAGGACCUGAAGACACUCAUACGACAUAUGGAACAUUGGGCUCAUAGACUUUUUCCAAAGCUGCAGUUUGAGGAUUUUAUUGACAAAGUAGAGUCUUUAGGAAACAAAAAGGAAGUUCAGACCUGCCUAAAGCGGAUUAGACUUGAUCUUCCUAUUUUACAUGAAGACUUUGCAAAUAAGGAAGCAGAUAAAGGAGGGCAAAGCAACAGCCUGGAUACAGCCACAGGAGAUGCUCAUUCCUGCUCUGGAGAUGCAGAGGAGCCCAGUUCUGUGUCUGGUACCACUCUGACAGAAGAGCAGCAGCAGCGAAUCAGGAAGAACAGGCAGCUGGCCUUGGAGCGCAGGCAGGCAAGGAUGCAGUGCAGCGGCCAGUCACAACACAAUGAGCUGUCUACUAGUUAUUCAGAAGAGGAGUGUAAUACUCCUUCUGCUCAAGAUCUCCCUGACCUCAUGGAACACACUCAGGUUACCACAGCCAAGGCUGCUGUCACAAAAGAUGAAGAUGGAGACUUAGAAGACGAGCUGUAGCCAUUCUCUGCACUUUGAAUGACUUUCUUGACCAAGAUAACCCACUGUAAGUACUGUCAGUGUACUGAAAGGUUGCUGCCUCUGUGCCCUCUGACCAGAAGCCUUGUGGAAGCCUUCACCCUGACAGCUGUACAGCUGGACAAAACUCUUUGCUUCAGACACCAGAUUGCAAUACACUGGAAAAGUGAACAAAGUUCUUCAUCUGUGUUUGAGACAUCUUUUCCACCUCCCUCAACAUUCUUGAGGAAAUGUUAACAAGUGUUUUGGCCUACUUUGGAGGUUGUUUACAACUGUGGCAAACUGAAUUAACUGGGGUAUUGACAGUUGAAGUUUCUGUUCAAGUUGUUUGGUUUGUUUAAUAGAAGGUGCACAUACAAUAGUGGGCAGUGCUAGCUCUCAACAGGGAUCCCGGAUCUCUUUAACUUAUCAAGUAACUGUAUCUUCUUCUUAUAAAAUAGAAGCUAUUAAAUUUCAGAAGCCAAACCUGAAAUUCCCAUAUGAGGCUGUUACAGGUCCAGGCCCUGCCACUUUCCCUGUCCCUUGUGCUAGUCAGACAACUUGUCUCAGACAAGUACAGCCCCUAAUGGAAACAUGCUUUGGCCACAUCAGUUCUCUGCCCUUGCCUGAUCCCCGUUCUCCGUCUUGAGGCUCUGUUUUGCCUUUUUACAUUGUUCCUCCUCCCUGCACAACAGCUUUUCCCUUAUGGCAGUUGUGCAGCUUGGGGAUUUCAAUAAACAAAAUUCUAUAUUCUAGAUUAGUGUGAAGGAGUUUUGCUUUUUAAAUCCUUGUAGCUAGGAGUCAGACUCACUAAACUACACUGGAAGAGAGCCAACAGCUGUAGAAAAUACUGAAGUUCUUAAAACCCAGUUUAUAGGCAGUGUGGGAAAAAACCUUUUGAAGUCAAAGAAUUCACACCAUCUUUAGUCUGGAAGAUGAGAUUUAUCACGUAUAAAAAGCUCUUAAAAACACACAUGUUCACCAUCAGAUAAGAUAAGACCCAUUUAAAAUAUACAUUCAUUUUCUUAUUGAAAGGGCUCUUGAACACUUCAAUAGACUUCUUUUUGUAAAACCCCCCCCCAACUCACUCAUAUCAGGUAAACAAGAGCAAAACAUGAAAAAGUUAUUGUUCAAGUUCUAAUGUCAGCUGAAACAUCUAAUAGGGCCAAGUCCCUGAUCUCCUCCAGCAGCUGGUACAAGCUUGGGCCCUUGGUCUGGCAGUACUCCUGGUAGUCUUCAUCAAUUACUUCCGUUCUUGCCUUUUCCUGCGCCCACUGGGCAGCUGCUGCAGACUGACUGACCUCUUUUACCAAGUCAGAUUUCACCACCUGGAAAGUCUUCUGGGAAAGCUCUGUGUCUGAAAUCUGGUGUGGUGCAUUCCUGACUAUUUCAAGCUUGAUCGUGUCAGCGUGGCAGCGGGAAGUCUGCACGAGUAUUUUCACCUUAAAAGCAAUAGAAAAACGACUGUAUUUCUGCUGGUGCUAUUUCCUUUUACUUCCAUCAGAUUAAAUACUCACUGUAAUGUGAUCGAAAAGGCUCAGAGUAACAGAUUCUCCAGUAGUUGGAGUGGAAGUGAUUUUAUUCUGAGAGCGAUGAAGAGAUCCUGGUUUCCACUCACAGCUCCUGUCACCCUGACAAGAGAGGACUAAGCCUUCCUUGUUUUUCAUAUAGGCAGCACCUUUGAUUCCAUAUCUACAAAAAAGCAGACAAAAGCUGUUUUGACAGUUUUCACCCUUACCAGUUGUCUUAAUUUUGAAGCCAGCAGAAGGCUGGCUGGGGUUAGAGGAGCAACAUAAAGGGGCAAACGCUGUAGCCUGAUAAUCCUGCUUCAGUGCUGCCGACCUGUGUUGUCACAGAAGCCCCUUCAGUCUGUGAAAACAGCAGGAAAUCCGGACUGAAGGGGUUUGAAAGCAGCAAAGUGAAAGUAAAACACAGUGGGGAUACUUUCUCUCAGGUGCUGGGUGGAGCC